Molecule: messenger RNA, 1602 nt
Organism: Capronia epimyces CBS 606.96
Lineage: Eukaryota; Fungi; Ascomycota; Eurotiomycetes; Chaetothyriales; Herpotrichiellaceae
Exons: 5
Coding region: 1-1602 (533 amino acids)
Molecular function (GO): monooxygenase activity; oxidoreductase activity, acting on paired donors, with incorporation or reduction of molecular oxygen; heme binding
Source: RefSeq, a predicted model, not a curated record
AUGUUCGAGUCUCUCCCAACUAAUUCUUUUUGUGCCGGCCUCGUGCUGGCUGUGUUGGUCUUUGGCCUCUGGCUGUAUGGCACGUCGUCCGACAUUCCCAAGAUCCAGGGCAUCCCUGAGAUGCCCUCGGCCAUGCCUUUCAUUGGUCAUCUUCAUCUUCACGCCGGUGCAUCUGGGGUCAACGAUGCGGCCCUGUGGUCUUCCUGGAGCAGAAGGUGCGGAUCGGAUCUUCUCCAGGUCAAGUUCGGCAGAAACAGGGUGGUGGUGGCCAACUCGUUCAACGCUGUGCGAGAAGUAUUCGUGACCAAUGGACAUCUCACGUCUGCACGGCCGCGGCAGUACGUCUUUGAGAAGUACAUCGGCUAUGACUUGGGUUCCCAUUCGUUGGACGAGAACUACAAGCAGCAACGACUGGCAGGCCUCAAAGCCCUCAAGCCAAUUGAGUGGCCCAAGUUCUAUCCCGGGCUCGAGAAGGAAGGUGAUCGACUGAUCGUGAACCUGGCCGAGCUGGGGAACUAUGGCAAGACGCCCAUCAACCCAUUGAAGAUGAUGCAGAUUGUGGCCAUGAAUCUUGGGUUCCAGACCACAUUUGGGAAGACGUUCGAUGACGCCAAUGACCCCUGGUUGAGGGAGUACAUCGACAACGCCAUGAUCAUCACCACCGUUCGUGGGGCGUCCAACACAUGGUCCGACUUCGUCCCCUUGCUCCGUCUGAGUCCAAAGUUCCGCCGCAUGGCCAAAGCUGGAGAGGCUGCAUCCAAGAAGAGGAGCCGAAUGAUAGGUGAGGUCCUUCAAGACCUUCAAACAAGGCUGAACAAUGGCGAACGCCCGGAUUGCAUCGCUGCAUCUGUCUUGACCGACGGAGACAACAAACUCACACUUCCCAAUGCCAUCAAAUGCUGCACAUCCAUGCUUCAAGGAGGCACCGAGAGCCUGCCCAGCCACAUCUGCGCCGGCCUCGGCGGCUUGAUCUCGCCCGAGGGAGAAAAGAUGCAGGAGAAAGCAUACGCAGAUAUCCUCGAGCAUUAUCCCGACGGAGACGCGGCAGACCAUGCCUUUAACGAAGAGAAAGUGCCUUAUCUCGUGGCGCUGUACAAGGAAAUCCUGCGCAACUACGUGGUGCUGCCAUUCAGCCUUCCACACGAAGCCAGCUCCGACAUCCAUCUGAAGUCGGGCGUGGUCAUUCCCAAAGGCACGAGGCUAUACAUGAACUCGGAGGCCGCCAACCAUGACGAGACUUUCUUUGGGCCGACGGUGGAUGCGUUCGAGCCUGGGCGUUGGUUGGAUCCCGAGCUCAACAACACGGCGCUCAACUUCUUCUCCUAUGGCAUUGGGCCCCGAGUGUGUCCGGCCUGGUCGAUUGCGAACCGCAUGAUGUAUGGCUUGUUGUUGCGCAUGAUCCUGGCUUUCGACAUGAAGAUGGAUCCCUGCGAUCCGCCACCCACCUCCUGGCGCACGUUUGGCAGAACCCCGAGCGGCGUUCUGAAUGCGCCAAAGAUGUUUAAUGUCAGAUUCGUUCCUCGCAAUGAAGAGAAAUUGAGGGCGGAGGUGGAAGAGUUGAAGAAGAAGUUGGUAGGCUCUAGGCCGAGUGGACAAUGCUAG